CAUUCGUCAGCAGACACAUCCCUCUCCCUCUCUGCCAUCCGUCUCGCUCCUCCUCAUCGUCAGCGACGACGAGCGCAUAUCGGCACUUGCCAGCACACUCCCGGUAGACACACUCCUGGCACCUGACCCAUCGCCAUGGCAUUCAAUUCUGUCUCUGCAUCCUCCUUCGCCCCCUCCCGGCCAGCACCCCAGGCCCCUCUCAGAAACGCCCUUGGCACCAGCGGCUACAAUGCUGCCUUCUCAUCUGGGUCGUCUUACGCACCCGACUACACCGGCAUCGGUGGAUCACCCAAUCGCCAGUCAGAGGCAUUCAACGGCGCCCAGGUCGUCAGAAGCGGGCAUGUCAGCUUGAAGGAGGAGGGGUUUGCCAGCUGGCUCUGGACCCGCAAAUGGAUCAUCCUCAAGGAGCAGACUCUGGCCAUACACAAGACAGAGACGGCACCAUCGCAGAGCAUCAUUCAGCUCAAAGACAUUACCAACAUCGAGCGCGUCGAUCUCAAGCCGUACUGUUUGCUUCUUGAAACCAAGGACAAGCGCUACUGGCUCUCCCUCAGGAGCGACGAGGAGGUCUACGGAUGGCAGGACGAUAUUUACUCCCGCUCUCCCCUCAUGGGAGUAUCCAAUCCCACCAACUUCGUACACAAAGUCCACGUCGGCUUCGAUCCCGUCACCGGCGCAUUCACCGGUAUGCCCGACCAAUGGAGCAAGCUACUCAACAAGUCUGCCAUCACGCACGAAGACUACGCCAAGGACCCGCAAGCCGUGCUCGAUGUCCUCGAAUUCUACACGGACCACCAGAAGCGUGAGCAGAUGGAGGAACUCGGUCUCGCCCCCAUCUCCUCGCGCGGCCCUGGCGGCUCCAACACCCUCUCGCCCUACUCCGCCUCCACCCUCGAUCCCUCCGCAUCGCAGCGCACCGUUCUCGGCGGCAUCGGUAUGAGCUCUGGCGCCGGUGUCGGUGCCGCGCCUUCGCCGCUCGACGGCCGUCCAGGCGCCAUGAAGCGGCAGGAGAGCGCGCCCGAAUCGUCGACCCAGAACGGCGGGCUCUCGGGAACUGCGCUCGCCGCCGCCCGCGCCGCUGAGCUCGUCAAUGGUUCGCACUCGCAGCACGCGGCCACCCUCGGCGGUGGCUCGCGUCCUCCCGUCCCGCAGGCGCUGCAGGCAUCCGCAUCGACGGGCGCGCUGCAGGCGGGCAGACCAGCGCCGCCGCGGCCACUGCUCACGGCUACGAGGCCCGCGCCGUCGGCGCCGAAGACGAUGGGCGAGGGCACGCCUUCGGGCGACGAGCUCCGCGCGAGGACCAAAGCGCCUGGGGAAGGACAGCCCAGGCCGUCCCUCGACAAGGGCCCGGGUGCACCGGGAUUCUCGGCGAAAGAGAGGGAGCAACGCGACCGCGAACGCGAGCAGCGGGAGCGGGAGCGGGAAAAGGCCAAGGAACGGGCAUACGCGCGGGAGAAGGAGCGGGAGCGGGAACGCGCUACCGACCGCGAGAGGCAAGACCGUGCAGAGGCGGACCAAGGGGAGGCGGCGUCGCCCCCGCGGCCGCAUAUUACGCCCGCCAAGUCGUCCCCCGCGACGGCGCUGCCCGCUUCACAGCCGGUGGGCGGUGCCGCGGGCGCGAUGGUGGGGCCGCCGCCCGUGAAGCCGCUGCAGCCGACGAAGAAGAAAGAGCCGUCGCCGCCGCCCGUGACUGUUACCGCGCCGCCUGACGAGAAGGAGGGAGGGGGGAUAGCGGAUGCGGCUGCGAAGCUGGAGAAGGUGGAUAAGCCGAAGGAGAAGCGGAUCAGUACGAUGUCGGAGGCGCAGUUGAUGGAUAAGCUGAGGAGCGUGGUGUCGCAGGAUGAUCCCAAGCAGAUGUAUACGAAGAUCAAGAAGGUCGGCCAGGGUGCCUCUGGCCACGUCUACGUCGCCAAAGUCAACGGCUCGACCACGUCGCGCAAGGUGGCGAUCAAAGAGAUGGACCUGGCGCACCAGCCGCGCAAGGAGCUGAUCGUGAACGAGAUCAUCGUGAUGCGCGAGUCGCAGCACCCGAACAUUGUCAACUUCCUGGAAGCUUAUCUUGUGAAGGGCUCAGAUCUCUGGGUCGUGAUGGAGUUUAUGGAGGGUGGUGCGCUUACGGAUAUUAUUGAGAAUAAUUCGCUGGAGGAGGAUCAGAUUUCGAGUAUUUGUUUUGAGACAUGCAAGGGUCUGUGCCAUUUGCAUAGCCAGUCGAUCAUCCAUCGCGAUAUCAAGUCGGAUAAUGUUCUUCUCGAUGCAAAUGGGUCUGUCAAAAUCACCGACUUCGGCUUCUGCGCCAAGCUUACCGACCAGAAAUCGAAGCGCGCGACGAUGGUCGGCACGCCCUAUUGGAUGGCGCCCGAGGUCGUCAAGCAGAAAGAGUACGGCGCUAAGGUGGACGUGUGGUCGCUCGGCAUCAUGGCGAUCGAGAUGAUUGAGAACGAGCCGCCGUACCUCGACGAGGAGCCGCUCAAGGCGCUCUAUCUGAUCGCUACGAACGGGACGCCGACGCUGAAGAAGCCCGAGGCGCUGUCGCAGGAGCUUAAGAGCUUCUUGAGCGUGUGUUUGUGUGUGGAUGUGAGGAGCCGGGCGACGAGCAAUGAGCUGUUGCAGCACAAGUUCAUGAAGAAGGCGUGUGCGCCUGCGGGUCUUGCGCCGCUGCUCAGGUUCCGGACCAAGGGCCAAAGCUCGUAAUGAGCAUCCGGGUUGAGGACCCUCCUCCACUUUCUCACUGUCUGAUGCACUCGUCCACCCUCCCGCUACGUACCGAUUCGUGUUAUGCGGACUUGAACAUUCGAUGUUCCGAUUCCCCAGCCACAUCCGCUCUCACACCGUCGGCUCCCCCAUUCUACAUUGCUCGCUGCUCCCUCGUCCGUCCCUUUCCUUCAUGUCGAUGUGGAUAUGUGGAUAUACGCAACCCGUCCCCGCAGAGUCGUCCCCCUUUUAGUCGCCAUUUUCUCUUUCCUUCCUUGUGUCUGUAUAUAGCUUUAGCUUCACUUUUUUGCGCGUUUCCGUCAUCGUUUCUUCUUACUUUCUAUUACUGCG
Molecule: messenger RNA, 3042 nt
Organism: Coniophora puteana RWD-64-598 SS2
Lineage: Eukaryota; Fungi; Basidiomycota; Agaricomycetes; Boletales; Coniophoraceae
Product: Pkinase-domain-containing protein
Exons: 7
Coding region: 136-2691 (851 amino acids)
Biological process (GO): intracellular signal transduction; regulation of MAPK cascade; protein phosphorylation
Cellular component (GO): cytoplasm
Molecular function (GO): protein serine/threonine kinase activity; ATP binding
Source: RefSeq, a predicted model, not a curated record